Hibiscus syriacus is the source of this 4288-nucleotide messenger RNA. RefSeq lists its product as uncharacterized. Gene Ontology annotation, biological process: 5S class rRNA transcription by RNA polymerase III; transcription initiation at RNA polymerase III promoter. Gene Ontology annotation, molecular function: DNA binding. Gene Ontology annotation, cellular component: transcription factor TFIIIC complex. The record is from RefSeq and is a predicted model, not a curated record. Bases 291 to 4253 code for a protein of 1320 amino acids. The transcript is spliced from 13 exons. NCBI's taxonomy places the organism in Eukaryota, Viridiplantae, Streptophyta, Magnoliopsida, Malvales, Malvaceae.
UGUCUCAGAUAUUAAACGAGACUUAGGUUAUACAAGAUCCUCUGGUCAUAAAGCCUGGAGAAAUAUCUACCGCAGGUUAAAAGAUGCUGGUCUUGUUGAAGAAUUGCAUGCUGUUGUGAAUGAAAAGGCUGAGAUUUGCCUAAGGUUGGUGAAGAGGUUUCCUGAAAAGAAUUUAGAGCCAAAUCUUCUUGGAUGUGAUGAUCAUCUUGACAAAGGACAACAGUUGAAGUUUGGAAGGUCAGUUCUGAAUGUUGAUCAGAUUGUAGAGCUUCCCAUUGAUAAUCAAAUUUAUGAUAUGGUUGAUGCUGAAGGAUCUGAGGGUUGCCAUCAUGAUGGUUUGUGAGAGGCUUGGAAUUGAUAAGAAAAAGAGCUAUUCUCGAUUCUUUAACAUGUUCUCUCGGUUUGGGAUGCACCUGCAAGCUGAAAGCCUUAAAAAAACUACUGCUUAUCGAGUUUGGACAUCUGGGAAUUCUUAUUGUAAAUCAUCAAAUGCAUUUUUGACUAAAUCAAAUGAUACGAAUGAUGACAAGCAGAUUUCUAGUCUUGAUUGUGGCCAUUCAGAAGUGCCUGAUGAAUCGAACCAGAAUCUUAUAGAAUAUAAUCCUUCAACAUCUGCAGUCGAUACUCCUGUGAAAGUGAAUGAUAUGGAAAAUGAUACUGAAAUUUCCUGCAGCUCCCUUGGAGAAACUAACAAUAUUGUUUUAUAUUCAGACAACGUGCAAAGGCUUCCAAGUGAGCAAAGUAAUACUGCCCAGGAUGCAGAACUUGAUUUAGUUAUGACAGAGAGCCAAAUAUGUGCUUCUCCACCAAAACCAAUAGGUCUUGAUUUGUUGAAGUCAUCUGACUCCGGGUCUUAUCAGACAUAUUCAAGUCAAGUUCUGACUGCUGAUGGUGCUCGAAGGGAGCAAAGAAUACUUGGACGUUUACAGGAUGAGAAGUUUCUUUUGAGAGCCGAAUUGUAUAGAAGGCUUGUGGAACUUGAGAAGGACAAGAGCACAAAAUUGGAUAGGAAGACAGUUGAUCGAUUGUUAAAGAAGCUUCAGCAACAAGGGCACUGCAAAUGCGUGCACAUUAAUGUGCCUGUUGUGACGAAUUGUGGACGAAGCCGUAUUACUCAGGUGGUUCUGCACCCAUCUGUUGAAGCUUUAAAUCAAGAACUGAUAAGUGAAAUUCAUGACAGAUUGAGAUCAUUUGAAAUGCAAGUCCGUGGCCAUGGAACAUCGAAGCUGAAAAGCAAUGAUUCAAUUCCUGUAUUAGAUGGUGUCCAGAGAACUCAGGGCCAUGUUGAUUCAGAUGCCAAAGCUGCUAAAUCAGAAGCCAUUCGUGCCAAUGGUUUUGUGCUGGCAAAAAUGGUUCGCUCAAAACUGCUACAUCGGUUUUUAUGGGGAUUCUUGAGUAGUUUUCAUGGUUGGGAUGAUGAUUUAUCACUUGACAAACACCUGCAUGAUCAGAAAAAUCUUCAUGGUUCAUGCAUUUUAUUUUCACUGGAAGCAGCCAUAAAAGCUAUCCCACUUGAACUUUUCUUACAAGUUGUUGGAACUGCUCUGAAGUUUGACGAUAUGAUUGACAAGUGUAACAAAGGCUUUUGUCUUUCUGAUCUUCACAUUGAAGAGUAUAAGCUUCUAAUGGAUACUCAGGCAACUGUAAGACUUUCUUUGCUCAUUGACAUCCUACGGCGCUUGAAGUUGAUUCGGCUGGUACCUGAUGAAUGUUCAGAUAACAGAUUAAAGGUACCACAUGCCAAUUUGACCCAUGCUAUGGAGCUUAAACCUUACAUAGAGGAACCACUGUCAUGGGUUGCCACAUCUACUUCUAAAUCUCUUGAUCUUCGUCCAAGAAUCAGGCAUGAUUUCAUCUUGUCUAAUAGAGAAGCUGUUGAUGACUAUUGGAAAACUUUGGAAUAUUGCUAUGCGGCUGCUGACCCAAGAGCUGCUUUACAUGCAUUCCCUGGAUCUGCUGUUCAUGAGGUUUUCCUUAAUCGAUCAUGGGUCUCAGAUCGAGUUAUGACUGCUGUUCAGCGUGCUGAGCUCCUAAAGCGAAUUGUGAAGGAUGACUUAAAUGAAAAACUUUCAUAUAGAGACUGUGAAAAAAUUGCAAAGGAUCUUAGCCUGACCUUACAGCAGGUGCUUCGUGUAUAUUAUGAUAAGCAGCAAAAGCGCCUAAAUAGAUUUCGGGGUUUUCCAAAUAGCAAUAAAGAGCAGUAUCAACGACAAAGAUAUAAACGGUCAUCUAAUCGGAAAAGAAAGAGAGGCUCAACCGCGAAAUCAAAAGGAAGUAUAAAAGCUGAUGCAAGAUCCAUACAAUUAGAUGUAAAGGAGGUUGCUGCAUUACCUGAUGGCAUUGAUGGAUUAAAAGACGACUAUUCUUUAGCUCCAGUUGGAUCUGCUGUCUCUCAAGCGAAUCAGGAAGCUGAUAAUGUUGAAGCCAUGGACAAGCUAGGGUCACUUGAAGAAGACGAGGAGUGUGAUUCCUUAAUUAGCCAGAGUUUCUUUCCGAAAAUGAAGUCAACACGUAAAAAAAGAAUAUCAUGGACCGAUAAAGCGGACAGGGAAUUGGUAACCCAGUAUGCAAGGUACCGUGCUGCCAUGGGGGCAAAAAUUCACCGUGUAGAUUGGACUUCACUUGCUGGCCUACCAGCACCUCCUCAUGCUUGUGCAAGAAGAAUGGCAUCCCUAAAUAGAAGUGAAAAAUUUAGGAAAGCAUUAAUGAAGCUAUGCAAUAUGCUUAGUGAACGAUUUAUGAAGCAUCUUGAGAAAAGCCAAAAUACGUCGUCUGACAGUAGUGAUUGCAGACUUCUUCGAUUUCCAGCAAUUCAAUUCUCCUAUGGAAUCGAACAUGGGGAAGAUGCAGACUUUGAGGUGGAAAGAUGGGAUGAUUUUGACGACAGAAAAAUAAAAAGUGCUUUGGAGGAUGUUCUUCGUUUUAAACAGAUUGCCAAACUGGAUGCCUCUGCAAGGGUCGGAUCGAUAUCUGCUGAGUGGUCAAGUAUAAACAUGAAUUCGGAGGUUUAUCAGGACCAACAAGGAUCUGAAAUGGUUCUGGCAACCGCCCAAGAUGAGUAUAUAGGAAUGCCUGGUGCUGGUCGACGCAAAGGCUCUAUCCGAAGUUCAGAACACCAUUGCUUUCGUCAAAAGCUAGUUAGGCUUUGGAAUGUAGGAAAUGGCGUUGGCAGACAAGUACACGAAUCGUUGGCUGUUUCUAAUGCUGUUGAACUAUUUAAGCUUGUUUUUUUAAGCAUAUCUACAGCACCACAAUUUCCAAAUUUGCUCUCAGAAACUUUGCAUCGUUAUUCAGAGCAUGAUCUGUUUGCAGCUUUUAGCUAUCUUAGAGAUAGAAAAAUUAUGAUUGGUGGUACUUGCGGUCAACCUUUUGUACUUUCUCAACAGUUCUUGCACAGUAUUUCCAAGUCUCCAUUUCCUUGCAAUACAGGCAAGAGAGCAGCUGAUUUUUCUGCUUGGAUUAGUGAAAGAGAAGAAGAUCUUAUGGAAGGGGGAAUUAAUCUGACUGCAGAUUUGCAGUGUGGUGAUAUUCUCCAUUUGUUUUCUCUGGUUUUUUCUGGUGAACUUUCUCUUUCCCCAUGCUUACCAGAUGAAGGUGUUGGAGAAGCUGAAGACUUGAGAAGCUUUAAACGUAGAGCUGAGGAUAACGAAUUAUGUGAUGCAGAUAAGGCUAAGAAAUUAAAAUCCAUUGCAGAAGGUGAGUUUGUUUCUCGACGAGAAAAGGGAUUUCCUGGCAUCAUGGUAUCCGUGUAUCGCACAACAUUUCCAACAGCCACUGCUUUAGAAUUGUUCAAGGAUGAAGAGACAUUCAACCCUGAACUUUCGAAUGAUGAAAGUUCAACUAAUUUGGACCAUAUAAAGGAAAUGCUUGAGGUCAAUAGUAAUGUCACUGUAGCAUCAAAGUCUAGUGAGUCACCUUGGGAAGAUAUGGCUAGUUACACCAAGCAUCUGUUGUCAAAUCCUUCUGAUGAAGGACUAGGUGGUCACUUUGGUCCUGAGAUCAUCAAGGCUGUUUGCUCUGAAAUUCAGAAGGCUGGGGACCAAGGUUUAAGCAUAGAAGAUGUUUUUAGUCUUGUAAAAUUCCAGGAGAAAAGACACCUGAAAUUAUCAUUGAUACGCUCCAAGCAUUUGGACGAGCUAUCAAGGUCAAUGCUUAUUACUCUGUUCGUGUCGUUGAUGCUUUAUACUACUCCAAGUAUUUUCUUGCCACAAUUUCUCGUUUCCAUCAAGAUCUUAAACCAUCUUUGUCACUAACAUGCCAAGAAAAGGAUGGUGGCAACUUGGUCCUU